UGGAGGGGACGGAGGUGGUGGUAUCAGACAUGCCACUCAGCUGGGCCAUGCUGGGCUUCCUCUACACCGGCUCUUUCUUGUACCUCUUGAGCUCUGAGAAGCUGUGGGAGAAGUCAGAGAAAGACCACUCCAGGCUCUGUCCUUGGGAAUGCCUGAUCUUUGUCCAGAUGUGGCCCAGCUCCUUCUGCGUGUUUCUGCCGAGCAAGUAUGACUGUGUCAUGUCCGAGAAGCCAAAGAACUGGACCAUCCAUGGAUUGUGGCCCAGCGAUGUUCAGAAAUGCUGCCCCUAUUGGCGUCUCUUCCCUUCCGACCUGAUAAACCUGGUGCCCGAACUGAACCGUCACUGGCCAACUUUCACCAAUCUGAGCAACUUCCAGUUUUGGGAGAAAGAAUGGGAAAAACACGGGACUUGCGGUGGCUGCAUCGAAACCCUGAAUAGUCCGAAGAAAUUCUUCGGGGCUGCACUUUUCCUGCACACCAAAUACAAUAUUGACAGGGCCUUUGAAAAGGCAGAGAUUAUUCCCUCCUGCCAGCAGAGUUACCAGCUGAGAACCUUCGUUGACGCCCUGGAGCCUCUCCUGGGACCCCGGUACCAGCUGCAGUGUGUGACAGACAGGCAGGGACGGGAGUUGCUGGUCCAAAUCAAGGUUUCCCUCUUCAGCAACUUCUCCACGGGCUGCGUGGCAGACCCCGCUGUGGGCAUCUCCCCUUACCACCCCUGCAGGGCUCAGAGUGGGAUCUUUUAUGUACCUCCCAAUCUGAAGGAUCCCCGCCAACCCUGCCCAUGAUGAUCCAAGAGAGAUCAGCCGGAGGCGAGAGAGAGACCGGGAGAAAAUCCAUCAUCCUCAGCUGGGGUAUUUCCACCAACGGACUCCACGGACGGCCAACCAUCCAUUUCUUCUCCCUCCACCGAAGUUUGGGGAAUUUGAAGCCUCCCUGUGGCCAACUGGGAAACCCUCCCUACUAAAUCCAUUUGCCACAUGUGGCCAACUAGAAUGGCGGGUUCCAAGGAGUUCUUGAAAAUGCUAGAUAGUCCUUGACUUACGACCACAGUUCGGCUCAAACUUUCCGUUGUUAAGCAAAAUAGGAAUAUUCUUGCCCUAAGGUAGCAGCCGGGAGAUGUAGCUGCCCAGGUAGGAAAACUGCCAA
This is a messenger RNA of Notechis scutatus (mainland tiger snake), 1149 nucleotides long. RefSeq names its product ribonuclease T2-like. The record is from RefSeq and is a predicted model, not a curated record. Gene Ontology annotation, biological process: RNA catabolic process. NCBI's taxonomy places the organism in Eukaryota, Metazoa, Chordata, Lepidosauria, Squamata, Elapidae. Gene Ontology annotation, molecular function: RNA binding; ribonuclease T2 activity. Gene Ontology annotation, cellular component: extracellular region.